AUGGCGAAAUCGUUGAGAUCAAGAGUUAAGAAAGCACACAGAUCUGCUAAGCGUACGAGAGAAGACUCAGACUACCACAUAAAGGAUCAAGCUAGAUUAGCAAGAUUGAAUUCACGUUUGACUAGCACAGCACCUGCAGAAGAGGCUACGAAAGACAACAGACCGGAGUUUGCAGAUGAUUUGAAGGAUUUCGAGAAAGAAGAAAAGGAGGAGUCAAUGGAGGAGGACGCUAAGAAGGUAUCUACAUCUGGUAGGGACCUCGGACGCCAUCGUAAGCGUCAGCAGGCUAAAAGGGGCGCUGGAUUCAACGGUAGAAAAGGCGGUAACCGUAAGAAAUAA
Molecule: messenger RNA, 339 nt
Organism: Wallemia mellicola CBS 633.66
Lineage: Eukaryota; Fungi; Basidiomycota; Wallemiomycetes; Wallemiales; Wallemiaceae
Exons: 4
Coding region: 1-339 (112 amino acids)
Source: RefSeq, a predicted model, not a curated record